Messenger RNA from Pan troglodytes (chimpanzee), 11237 nucleotides. RefSeq names its product AP2 associated kinase 1 (gene AAK1). Gene Ontology annotation, biological process: protein phosphorylation; regulation of clathrin-dependent endocytosis. Gene Ontology annotation, cellular component: presynapse. The record is from RefSeq and is a predicted model, not a curated record. Gene Ontology annotation, molecular function: protein serine/threonine kinase activity; AP-2 adaptor complex binding; ATP binding. The transcript is spliced from 17 exons. Lineage: Eukaryota; Metazoa; Chordata; Mammalia; Primates; Hominidae. Bases 420 to 3824 code for a protein of 1134 amino acids.
GGGGAGGGGCGGCGGGUCAGUCUCCGCCCGGCGCUCCCGGGAUCAGCUGGCGGGCGGGCGGGAGCCGAGCGCGGCCCCGGCUCUCGCUGCAGCGCCGCCUCUUCUCUGCGUCGCAGGCCGGCCCGGCGGCCGUGACAAUGUCGCGGGGCUGGUAGCAGGGCGCCGGCCGCCGAGCCGUCUCAAGUUUAAACUUACACGAAUCGCUUUCUGGAGGAGGAGGGGACCCGCCGCGCGAUUGACACGCAUAUUCCUAUAGGCAUCCUCCCUCAGCCCCCACCCCCACGGCCGGAUUCGGGUGGCUCCUCUCCGAGGUGAAAUCCGAGAAGAAAUCCUUGGAUCUCUUUUCUUUAAAAAAAAAAAAAAAAAAAAAAAAAUCUAGAAACCAUCGGUAUUUUGCUUUGCUGCUCCCUAUUCGCAAGAUGAAGAAGUUUUUCGACUCCCGGCGAGAGCAGGGCGGCUCUGGCCUGGGCUCCGGCUCCAGCGGAGGAGGGGGCAGCACCUCGGGCCUGGGCAGUGGCUACAUCGGAAGAGUCUUCGGCAUCGGGCGACAGCAGGUCACAGUGGACGAGGUGUUGGCGGAAGGUGGAUUUGCUAUUGUAUUUCUGGUGAGGACAAGCAAUGGGAUGAAAUGUGCCUUGAAACGCAUGUUUGUCAACAAUGAGCAUGAUCUCCAGGUGUGCAAGAGAGAAAUCCAGAUAAUGAGGGACCUUUCAGGGCACAAGAAUAUUGUGGGUUACAUUGAUUCUAGUAUCAACAACGUGAGUAGCGGUGAUGUAUGGGAAGUGCUCAUUCUGAUGGACUUUUGUAGAGGUGGCCAGGUGGUAAACCUGAUGAACCAGCGCCUGCAAACAGGCUUUACAGAGAAUGAAGUGCUCCAGAUAUUUUGUGAUACCUGUGAAGCUGUUGCCCGCCUGCAUCAGUGCAAAACUCCUAUUAUCCACCGGGACCUGAAGGUUGAAAACAUCCUCUUGCAUGACCGAGGCCACUAUGUCCUGUGUGACUUUGGAAGCGCCACCAACAAAUUCCAGAAUCCACAAACUGAGGGAGUCAAUGCAGUAGAAGAUGAGAUUAAGAAAUACACAACGCUGUCCUAUCGAGCACCAGAAAUGGUCAACCUGUACAGUGGCAAAAUCAUCACUACGAAGGCAGACAUUUGGGCUCUUGGAUGUUUGUUGUAUAAAUUAUGCUACUUCACUUUGCCAUUUGGGGAAAGUCAGGUGGCAAUUUGUGAUGGAAACUUCACAAUUCCUGAUAAUUCUCGAUAUUCUCAAGACAUGCACUGCCUAAUUAGGUAUAUGUUGGAACCAGACCCUGACAAAAGGCCGGAUAUUUACCAGGUGUCCUACUUCUCAUUUAAGCUACUCAAGAAAGAGUGCCCAAUUCCAAAUGUACAGAACUCUCCCAUUCCUGCAAAGCUUCCUGAACCAGUGAAAGCCAGUGAGGCAGCUGCAAAAAAGACCCAGCCAAAGGCCAGACUGACAGAUCCCAUUCCCACCACAGAGACUUCAAUUGCACCCCGCCAGAGGCCUAAAGCUGGGCAGACUCAGCCGAACCCAGGAAUCCUUCCCAUCCAGCCAGCCCUGACACCCCGGAAGAGGGCCACUGUUCAGCCCCCACCUCAGGCUGCAGGAUCCAGCAAUCAGCCUGGCCUAUUAGCCAGUGUUCCCCAACCAAAACCCCAAGCCCCACCCAGCCAGCCUCUGCCACAAACUCAGGCCAAGCAGCCACAGGCUCCUCCCACUCCACAGCAGACGCCUUCUACUCAGGCCCAGGGUCUGCCUGCUCAGGCCCAGGCCACACCCCAGCACCAGCAGCAACUCUUCCUCAAGCAGCAACAGCAGCAGCAACAGCCACCGCCACCACAGCAGCAGCCGGCAGGCACGUUUUACCAGCAGCAGCAGCAGGCCCAGACUCAGCAGUUUCAGGCAGUACAUCCAGCAACCCAGCAACCAGCAAUUGCUCAGUUCCCUGUGGUGUCCCAAGGAGGCUCUCAACAGCAGCUAAUGCAGAAUUUCUACCAGCAGCAGCAGCAGCAGCAGCAACAACAACAGCAACAGCAACAGCUGGCCACAGCCCUGCAUCAACAACAGCUGAUGACUCAGCAGGCUGCCUUGCAGCAAAAGCCCACUGUGGCAGCAGGACAGCAGCCCCAGCCACAGCCAGCUGCAGCCCCACAGCCAGCCCCUGCCCAGGAGCCAGCGCAGAUUCAAGCCCCAGUAAGACAACAGCCAAAGGUUCAGACAACCCCACCUCCUGCCGUCCAGGGGCAGAAAGUUGGAUCUCUCACUCCACCCUCAUCCCCCAAAACCCAACGUGCUGGGCACAGGCGUAUUCUCAGUGACGUAACCCACAGUGCAGUCUUUGGGGUCCCUGCCAGCAAAUCAACCCAGCUGCUCCAGGCAGCUGCAGCUGAGGCCAGUCUCAAUAAGUCCAAGUCUGCAACCACCACUCCAUCAGGCUCUCCUCGGACCUCUCAACAAAACGUUUAUAAUCCUUCAGAAGGGUCUACGUGGAAUCCCUUUGAUGACGAUAAUUUCUCCAAACUCACAGCUGAAGAACUGCUAAACAAGGACUUUGCCAAGCUGGGGGAAGGCAAACAUCCCGAGAAGCUUGGAGGCUCAGCUGAGAGUUUGAUCCCAGGCUUUCAAUCAACCCAAGGUGAUGCUUUUGCUACGACCUCAUUUUCUGCUGGAACUGGUCUCCAGAGAGAGUCCAAUCCCUGUCCUGUAAUAACUGUAGAGCACUUUAAAGAAUCACUGGGCAUUAAAGGCCUUCCGCUGUAUCCAGACCCCUCCAGAGUACCUGGCACAAAGACUCAGAACAACUUAGAAUCUGACUACUUGGCCAGAGAUGGCCCUUCAAGCAACAGCUCAUUCCACAGCAGUGAAGAGGAAGGGACUGACCUUGAAGGAGACAUGCUGGACUGCAGUGGGUCUCGGCCUCUCCUUAUGGAGUCUGAAGAAGAAGAUGAGAGCUGCAGACCCCCCCCGGGGAAGCUGGGAGGAGCCGUUCCAUUCGCUCCACCAGAAGUCUCUCCUGAGCAAGCAAAGACAGCGCAAGGUGGGAGAAAGAACCAGUUUCAAGCCUUCACACAGCCAGCCACUGAUGGGCUCAGUGAGCCAGAUGUUUUCGCCAUAGCUCCCUUCAGGAGCUCAAGGGUUCCAAAUGAUGACAUGGACAUUUUCUCCAAAGCCCCAUUUGUCUCCAAGAGCAGUAUGGCUCCUUCCCAGCCAGAGGAGUCAGACGUGUUUUUGAGAGCUCCUUUCACUAAGAAGAAAAGCAUGGAGGAGUUAACAGUUAUCCAGAGCACCUCCCAGGAGCUGCCUGCACAGACUGGUCUCCUCAGUCAGACAGGUGAUGUCCCCCUGCCCGCAGGCCGUGAGAGAGCUGUGUACACCUCUGUCCAAGCUCAGUAUUCCACAGCUGGUUUUGUGCAACAGUCUAACCUCCUGUCCCAUUCUGUACAAGCAGCAGACCAUCCGGACAGCAUCUCUCCCAGGGGAUCCUGCCUGGAAUCUGGGGGUCAUUCUAAUGACAGAAACAAAGGACCGCAGCUCCAGAAAGAAGCUGUCUCAGGCCCCAUGGCUGGCAAACCAUUCCGCCCCCAGUCCUUAUCCAAGUAUUCCCGUCACUAUAGCCCAGAAGACGAGCCAAGUCCAGAAGCCCAGCCCAUUGCUGCCUACAAAAUUGUUUCACAAACCAACAAGCAGUCGAUAGCUGGGUCUGUUUCUAUCACAUCCCUUUCCUCCAGGACUACGGAGCUGCCAGCUGCUGAUCCAUUUGCUCUAGCACCCUUCCCUUCAAAAUCAGGCAAGAAACCCUAGGAGCAAAACCUGAGCCUCAAGCCUCUUGUCUCUAUCCCACCCUCAAUACCCGCCACGGCACUCCCAGCUGAGCCUUCUGAAGAAGAAAUAUUAUCCGUUCUUAUAUUUCAAUUCCCUGCGUCAGAGCAGAAUUUCUUGAGUCAACAAACUCAGUUGCAGUGAUAUUUAGUUGAAGCCCCUUUAAGUUAUGUUCGUUUUGUUUGUUUGUUUGUUUGUUUAUAUUGAUUUCUGGACUUGGAGGCAUUUUCAUCUCCUUCACAGAGGUCAUCCACUUCCACCAAGAACUCUGCUUUCCCCCCGUCCCACCCACAGAAACUGUUUAAAUCCUGAAAUACUCCUUCACCCCAAUCCCAAAGGGGCCCUAUUGUUGCUAGUUUUAAUUCCUGUAGCUCCUGUUCUAAGUCAUGCCCAUCGAAGAAUCAAGAUUAGUCCCUCCACUAAAUCAAGAUUUAGUACUCUUGAAAAGGGGAGAUGUCUGGAAAGAAGAGCAAGAUAAAAACCCUGCACAUCGACAGGAAGUAUAAUCCUGCAGUUACUAAUCAUUCCUGUAGAAGCAGCAGCUCUAGGAGUCUCCAGAUCUGAUUCUCGGUCUGCGUGCAAGCCAGGCUGGCUCUCGUGCGUGACUGUCUAUGGGUGUGGAAUGUACGUCAGAGCCUGUGUAGAGAUACAGGCAGAUGGGCUAACUCCUCAUGUCUAGUCAUGCUGGCAGGGCUUUCCCCACAUCCAUGCUUUUGAAAUUAGUGUGAGUGUACAGGUUUGUGUGUGCAUGUAUACGUGUGUGUGCACAGGAAGCAUUUCCACUUGAGGGAAAUCCUGCCCCAUCAUGCCUACCUCCACAAUGAAAUCACUCGUUUUUUGGUGUUUGCUCGCCUAACUGACUUGAACCCCAUUUAAUUUAUUUAGUUUUUUUCUCAUGGCAAAGUAGAAUACGUUGGAAGGUGUAGGGAAAUCCUGCUGGAACUGAUGUUUCAGAGUAAAUUUUUUUUCUCUCCGGAAUUUCUUGUUUUGCUAUUAACAAAUUAUAUUUACCUGAUUAUGAAAAAUUAAUUUUCCUUAUACAUUUUCCCCUUACAACACUAGAAAAGAGCACCUUGUCACAGUUCCGGCCUCUGAGUAUGUGGGCUAAAUGCCAGCAUUAGGGAAUUCAUUAAUCAUGAGACUAGGCUACAAACUAGGCUUGCUUGUUUUGGGGUUGUUUUGUUGUUGUUGUUGUUGUUGUUUCCAAAUCUCUACUGCCUUUUGAGGAAAUGUAAAUCUGAGACAUGGAAAUAAGUGUUUGGGAGAAUGGAAAAGAGCUGAAUCAGGUAGGCAUGAAAACUUUUACAUUCUCUAUCCUCUUUAGAUGUUGAAAUAGGCCAGACAGGUUAACUGAUGUUUUUUAAAGUUGUCUUUUAUUUCUGGAAAGAUCUGACUUAUUCCUAGCUUUUUUCAUACCCUUUAUUAUUAGUGCCUUAAAAUAAAGCUGGCCAGGUGCAGUGCCACACACCUGUAAUACCAGCAUUUUGGAAGGCUGAGGCGGGAGGAUCAGUUGAGCCCAGGAAGUUCAAGACCAACUCUGGCAACACAGCGAGACCCUGUCCCUUCAAAAAAUAAAUAAAAAAAUAGGCUGGGCAUGGUGGCUCACACCUGUAAUCCCAGCACUUUGGGAGGCCAAGGUGGGCAGAUCACAAGGUCAGGAGUUUGAGACCAGCCUGGCCAACAUGGUGAAACCCCAUCUCUACUAAAAAUACAAAAAAUUAGCUGGACAUGGUGGUGCACACCUGUAGUCCCAGCUACUCAGGAGGCUGAGGCAGGAGAAUCGCUUGAACCCGGGAGGCAGAGGUUGCAGUGAGCAGAGAUUGCGCCACUGCACUCUGGCCUGGGCAACAGAGCGAGUCUAAAAAAUAAAAUUAAAUAAAAUAAUGAAAAAAAUUAGCUGGGUAUGGUGACAUAUGCCUGUAGCUACUCAGGAGGCUGAGCUGGAAGGAUCACUUGAGCCCAGGAGUUUGAGGCUGCAGUGAGUUGUGAGUCCAGCCUGGGUGACAGAGUGAGACACUGUCUCCAAAAAUAUAAUAAUAAAAAUAAAGCCUGUAUCUCAAUGGGAAGAUUUCUGCUAAGGCAGUUCAACUCACUGGAAAGAACUGCUGCAUUAGGUUUCAACUUUAAUGCUUUCUGUUACUUCUAGUAAAGGUUAAGUGAUUUUUCCAUUAGCUGUAGAAGUUUGGAGAGCUAUUUACCAAGCCAGAUCAAUGAUUUUAAAAUUAUUGGAAAUUCAUCUGAGAAUCAAGUCUGAAUGCCCAAUUCUAUUGCGGUUGAUUAGGUGUGAUAUUCUUUAAAGUUCAGGAAUAUUGGCAGUAAAAAAUGAGCAGCUACUUUUCAACACUUUGUCCUUUUUUGGUGGUCUCUGCCUAUUUCAAAUGUCCUGAUCAAAAGAUAAAUAAUUGGCACUGUGCCAAGGUUUGGUUUUGCAACUAAGGUUUCAACUGUGCCAGAAACCUAUGUCCUUCACUUUGGUGGAUGCUAAAUGUUAUUCUAAGAAUAUGCUUUUUCCCAAUUCUCCUUUCUGAUUUUUAUGUAUUAGUGGAUGCAAAAUUGUCUUUCUAGUUGAAUGAAUAAUUUCGGCUAAUGCACGUGGAACUUUGCACCCCAGAUUCUUCCCAUGGUCAUUAUCAAGUGAAGCCCUCAAAAACAUGAGCGAAGAGCCUAGAAAUAUUCAGGGAGAUUUCUCACCCCAACUCAGAAUUUUUUUUUUUUUUCAAGACAGCGUCUUGCUCUGUCGCUCAGGCGGGAGUGCAGUGGUGUGAUCUCGGCUCACUGCAACCUCCAUUUUCCGAGUUCAAGCGAUUCUGCCUCAGCCUCCCGAGUAGCUGGGAUUACAGGCACACACCACCAUGCCUGGCUAAUUUUUGUAUUCUUAGUAGAGAUGGGGUUUCACCACGUUGGCCAGGUUGGUCGUGAACUCUUGACCUUGUGAUCCACCCACCUUGGCUUCCCAAAGUGCUAGGAUUACAGGCGUGAGCCACCGCACCUGGCCCAGAAAUUCUUUUUUUUUUUUUUUAAUUAUUAUUAUACUUGAAGUUUUAGGGUACAUGUGCACAAUGUGCAGGUUAGUUACAUAUGUAUACAUGUGCCAUGCUGGUGUGCUGCACCCAUUAACUCGUCAUUUAGCAUUAGGUAUAUCUCCUAAUGCUAUCCCACCCCCCUCCCCCCACCCCACAACAGUCCCCAGAGUGUGAUGUUCCCCUUCCUGUGUCCAUGUGUUCUCUUUGUUCAAUUCCCACCUAUGAGUGAGAACAUGCGGUGUUUGGUUCAGAAAUUCUUAAAGUAAGAGAUCAUUCUAAUUCCCCUUUCCAAAUAUUCAGGAUUAUCUCUGUAACAGCCCAGCAAAAUGUUUUUCCUUUGGUUAUUUGAUAAUUCCCUUCUAAUCAAGUGACUAUUUUAAUUCUCAAGGUGCAAAUCAGGAUAAAAUCAUGGUGAUUUUACUACAUAGUUGAAUACUUCGUCAAGCAUGAGCUUGUAUCCUUUUUAAAUUUUUCACUGGAGGCCAGGCGCGGUGGCUCACGCUUGUAAUCCCAGCACUUUGGGAGGCCGAGGUGGGUGGAUCACUUGAGGGUAGGAGUUUGAGACCAGCCUGGCCAACAUGGUGAAACCCUGUCUCUACUAAAAAUACAAAAAGUAGCUGGGCGUGAUGGCACGCACCUGUAGUCCCAGUUACUAGGGAGGCUGAGGCAGAAUUGCUUGACCCAGGGAGGCAGACUUUGCAGUGAGCCAAGAUUGUGUCAUUGCACUCCAGCCUGGGCGAGAAGAGCAAAACUCCGCCUCAAAAAAAAAAAAAAAAAAUUGUCACUGGAGACAUGAUGGGUGGAGACUCUACAUACCUUCUUUGAAUACAGAAACAGAUGCAAACACAUGCAAAUUACUUUUUUUUUUUUUUUUGGUGAUGCAUGAAAAAACUUUGACUUGUGGAUUACAUUAAUUAUUAGUAACAGUUAGAUUCUGCUGACUUGUAUUACAGUAGGGUCUUAUUUCCUUAAAGAGAAAAAAAAUACAGUCAUGCCCCGCUUAAUGAUGAGGGAGACAUUCAGAGAAAUGCAUCCUUAGGUGAUUUUGUCAUUGUGUGAACAUCACAGAGUGUACUUAACACAAACCUAGAUGGCACGGCCUACUACCUACCUAGGCUAUAUGGUCCAGCCUGUUGCUCCUGGGCUACAAACCUGUACAGCAUGUUACUGUACUGAAUACUGUAGGCAGUUGUAACACAAUGGUAAGUAUUUCUGUAUCCAAACAUUUUAGACAUAGAAAAGGUACAGUAAAAAUAUGGUAUAAUCUUAUGGGACCAUCAUGGUAUAUGUGGUCCAUCAUUGAUGGAAUCGUUUUUAUGCAGCACAUGACUGUAUAUAAUCAACAAACAACUCUACUUUCUUGUUUUCGUUUGUUGUGUUUUUGCUUUACACAUUUGAUAGGGAACAUAGAAGUUGUGACCUUCAUUUCAGUGGAAAGCAUUGAGCCAGAAUAUAUUUAUUCCUAAACCAUCGAGCCACACAUGCAUUGAUGAACCUUGAAAGAAUCCACAGUAAUUGACUAACAGGCAGUAUUGAAUGAAAGAUGUCAUAUGUGGUGAAAAAUAUUUAAUAUAUCAGUUUCUUGGGCUCACAUACAGCCCUUUAGUUGCAAGUACUUGGUUAGAUUAGAAAAUGGGAUGAACACAAUUUGAUGCUGAAGCAGCUGCUGAGCAGCACCCAGGGAGUCUAGGUCAUACGCCCUAUAUUGUUUUCGGCCCACUUAUUGUUGAGUUGAAAAGUCUCAUAUUUGUAGACUAGAGUGUAUGUGUUUACAGGCCCAUGUUGUAUCUGAGUUUUCUCUGGCAACUAAGAUCUCUUUCUAAACGUUCUAGAAAGAUACUGGUAUCUUACUGGCCCAUUAUUUAUUUAGUAAGUUUUAGAAUACAUGUACAUCAGUGUUUUCAACUACUUGGUGGACAUUUCACUGAUGCAUAAUGAAAGUAGCAGAUUAUAAUCAUCAGAGUGAUCUGACAAGGAAAUUCUGUAUUUGCUUCCAUAAAGAAAAAUAAUCAAAACAUAUAUCAGAUAUAAUAUAUAUGCAGUAUAUCACAUAGGAAAUUUUAUUUUAGGAAAUUAGAGAACGAUGCUACUCAAUUCAUUCUCUAGCAGGAAGAAUACAGCUUAAAAAUCACUUGGGUCCCUUUAAUAAAGAAAAGUGUGAUUCUGUGUUGUGUGUUUGGAACUGAAAUUGGAGAACACGUACCAGUCGACUGUGAAAUGGUUGCUGGAUAAAACCACAGAUGUGGUUUUAUCCGAGAAAUGUGGGACUGAAAUUAUUUUGAUGAGAGGUACAUAAGAGAGCUGCAGAAAAGACUGUAGCUUCUGAGGAGGCAGGAGUACCUUGUUAAUAUCCAAACCACCCCUGAGUUCUAAUGUUCCAACUCCACCUAAACGAGGAAUUGGAAACUUUAAAUGGAAUUAUCUAAUUUAAAUUCUUAGUUUUUUCUUUGUCUUUCUCAGCUGAUACUUGUAGUUUUGUUUUGUUUUUUAACCACCAAGAACACUUGCAAGUUUGUUACUGAAAACAUCACUAAAGGAAAAGAAGAGUUUCAAAAUGCUUGAAAAGUAGUAUGUGGUUGGGAAUUGUUUUUGUUCAAGUCCCUGGAAGUCCUCUUGGCUUAGCUCCCUUGUUCCUGUUCCCACUUCAUUUCCUUACUUAACAUUCCCCUAUUUUGAGCAUGUCAAUAAGUGCAUGAUGAAUGGCACAGUUGAAUGAUCAUGUUUAAUUGCUUCCUUUGUUGCUGUAAACAGUUUCUUGUUAAGUUUCAGCCAAGUCUGUGACAAUCUCACCAAAUAAGAAUGAAAUGGGCGGGGUGUGGUGGCUCACACUUGGAAUCCCAGCACUCUGGGAGGCUGUGGUGGGCAGAUCGCUUGAGCUCAUGAGUUCAAGACCAACCUGGGCAACAUGGCAAAACCUUGUCUCUACAAAAAAUACAAAAAUUAGCCAGGCAUGGUGGUGCACACCUGUAGUCCCAGCUACUUGGGAGGCUUAGGUGGGAAGAUGGCUUGAGCACGGGAGGCAGAGGUUGCACUAAGCCAAGAUCGUGUCACUGCACUCCAGCCCAGGCAAUAGAGCCAGACCCUGUCUCAAAAAAACAAAACAAACAAAACAUGAAUGAAUGAAAUGGCUCACCUUCCCUAUUAUGAACUAGAAGAAAGGAUGAAGGAAGGUUGGCAGGACCCCAGCCUUACUCUGUAGUGAAAACCCAGAGGUACCUUUCCCGGAAUGCAGGGUCAAGUUUAUGUGUGAAGGGACGCUAGAAUAGCUGGUAAAAAUGGCUACAUGUUAACCAUUCUUGACUUAGUCCAGUAUUCCCAUAAUUUGUAAUUCCAUAAAUUUAUUCUCAGCUGUCUCCCAGCCAUUUCUAAUAGAAGGAUGUGUACCCCAGUUUUGACAAUGUUCUUGAAAUCAAGUUAGUGUUACCUGCAUUGCAUUAUAAUGGAACUAUAUGUACAUGUUAAAGGGAUCCGUUUGAUUCCUUUUGGCAAGGAAUUGCAAAAAUAGUUUUUACCAAUACCAGUUAAAAUAGGAUAGGUUAGACUUUGGGGGCAGGGUGAGACAGUGCAGCCUUUUCACUCUGAAAUGGCAAAUCAGCUGUACUCUUUGAGUCUACCAGAGAUUCCUAUUUGAGUGUGAAUGGGGUGUGUGUGUCUGUGUGUGUGCUCAUUCAUCUUCAUGCUUUCUUCCAUGGUGUUAAUUCAAGCUCUCCUAAUAAAGGUAUCCAAAGAGUACUGAGAAGUGACCAUAGGUAUUUGGCAUGAGUAAAUGUAGUUCCUUUUGCCAAAAACUCUCAAAAGUUACAACUGGAGUUCUUUGCGAUAAAAGGUUGGGGAAAUCAGCCAUGGCUUUAGCCUUGUUCCCAAGUACACAUCUUCUUAUCCACAAGGAUGAAACUGUGUAGGGCUCACCCUGAGGGCUCAUGUGUGGCAUUGAGAGGGUAGCAGUGACCAGAACACCACAAGGCCCACAAGAUGUUUUGAAUGAGGGAACAUUUAAUGUCAUUUGUUAGGAGAUAGAAACCAAAUAAUAAAGGACAAGGACUACGCUUAUUCCGUGGAGAAGAGGUGAACUCCCUCUGCUGACUAUUUGGAAUGGACUGAAUGAGGAGGUCUCCCCAGCCAGAAGGAGUAUUGAGGUCAUCAGGCCUCAGAAAACAAUGUACACAUAAUCUCGGGCUGUGAACAAGAGAAAGGAGGGGGGGAAACAUGAAAGUCAAUCUUAACAAUUUUUGCAAUACCUCUUAUUUGCAGACCAUUGGAUUUAUGUUAUUGCACUCUCGGUGUGAUUUAUCGUAUGUAUCUGAUAGGUUUUAUGAAUUGUUUUGAGUUGUAAACUCCUAUACCCUUUAUUAAAAUGGACCUAAUUAAGUGA